Molecule: messenger RNA, 267 nt
Organism: Cooperia oncophora
Lineage: Eukaryota; Metazoa; Nematoda; Chromadorea; Rhabditida; Trichostrongylidae
Source: the annotation of a GenBank genome assembly
AUGGAAAACUGGCAGCAGUAUUUUACGGAACCAGUUAACCCCCUGACUACGGAAGAUCGUAAAGAAUGGUUGGCAAAGCAGACCGGGGUGGUGAUGAGCUCAGAUGCCUUCCUUCCAUUCAGAGACAACAUAGACUGUGCCAAACAGUUUGGAGUGAUGUACAUCGCGCAUCCGGGUGGCUCGGUCCGAGACGACGAGAUCAUUGAAGCUUGCGAUGAACAUGGCAUCACACUUAUCCACACUGGUCUUCGCCUCUUCCACCACUGA